Myotis davidii is the source of this 1234-nucleotide messenger RNA. RefSeq names its product frizzled-related protein (gene FRZB). The record is from RefSeq and is a predicted model, not a curated record. The coding region runs from base 118 to 951 and encodes 277 amino acids. Gene Ontology annotation, biological process: canonical Wnt signaling pathway; non-canonical Wnt signaling pathway. NCBI's taxonomy places the organism in Eukaryota, Metazoa, Chordata, Mammalia, Chiroptera, Vespertilionidae. Gene Ontology annotation, cellular component: cytoplasm. The transcript has a single exon. Gene Ontology annotation, molecular function: Wnt-protein binding.
UGCAGCCGCCCAGGAGGGAGGCUGCUGCUGCAGGCCGGGCUGCUCCCCGUGUCCGGAGCCCGGGCUGCAGCCUGAGAGCCUGUCCUCAUCCCCCUGUGCAAGUCCCUGCCCUGGAACAUGACGAAGAUGCCCAACCACCUGCACCACAGCACCCAGGCCAACGCCAUCCUGGCCAUCGAGCAGUUCGAAGGUCUGCUGGGCACCCACUGCAGCCCCGACCAGCUCUUCUUCCUCUGCGCGAUGUACGUGCCCAUCUGCACCAUUGACUUCCAGCACGAGCCCAUCAAGCACUGCAAGUCGGUGUGCGAGCGGGCUCGGCAGGGCUGUGAGCCCAUCCUCAUCAAGUACCGCCACUCGUGGCCCCAGAGCCUGGCCUGCGAGGAGCUGCCGGUGUAUGACCGCUGCAUGUGCAUCUCUCCCGAGGCCAUCGUCACUGCGACGGCGCCGAUUUUCCUAUGGAUUCUAGUAAUGGAAACUGUAGAGGGGCGAGCAGUGAAUGCUGCAAAUGUAAGCCUAUUAGAGCUACACAGAAGACCUAUUUCCCGAAACAAUUACAACUAUGUCAUUCGGGCUAAAGUUAAAGAGGUCAAGACCAAGUGCCAUGACGUGACUGCAGUGGUCGAGGUGAAGGAGAGCCUGAAGUCUUCUCUGGUGAACAUUCCAAGGGACACGGUUAACCUGUACACCAGCUCUGGCUGCCUGUGUCCUCCACUUCAUGUUAAUGAGGAAUAUAUCAUCAUGGGCCAUGAAGAUGAGCGUUCCAGAUUAUUAUUGGUGGAGGGUUCUAUUGCUGAAAAAUGGAAGGAUCGACUGGGUAAAAAAGUUAAGCACUGGGAUAUGAAGCUCUGUCACCUUGGACUGAAUAAAAGUGAUUCUAGCCAUAGUGAUUCCACGCAGAGUCAGAGUCUGGCAGGAACUCUAAGCCCCAGCAAGCACGUAACUAAGUCCUGAAAUGCGGAAAGAACAUUGGUGGACUUCCUAUUAAGACUUGCAUUGCUGGACUAGCAAAGGAAAAUUGCACUAUUGCACGUCAUAUUCUAUUUUUUACCACAAAACUCAUGUGGUAACUGAUAUUACUUCUAUUUUCUCUUUUGUUUUCUGCUUUUCUCUUUCUUCCUCCCCACCCCCGUUUUUUGUGGUCUGAGUGCAGAUCCUUAAAUAUAUGAUAUGUAUUCUAUUUCACUAGUCAUGGGAAAACUGUUCUUUGCAAUAAUAAUAAAUUAAACAUGUUGAU